Messenger RNA from Lolium perenne, 403 nucleotides. The record is from RefSeq and is a predicted model, not a curated record. Lineage: Eukaryota; Viridiplantae; Streptophyta; Magnoliopsida; Poales; Poaceae.
ACGAGUUGGAUGAUCCGGACCACAUCGAUAUGCCUACUUUCGGCAUACUUUGGACACGUCGCGAGAGACGAUUUGCUCGCGACCAGGUCAGGAACUGCUACCCUGCGUUCACCGAGCAGUUCGACGUGCUCGAUGAUAGGGCGGUGAUCUGGCAGCCCUAUACGGCCGCCGCCGUGCAUGCAAGGUACCCCGGCGGGAUCUCUAACCUCUGCUAUAGAGAUUGUGCGUACUGGAUGACACAGUCAAAGAUCAUCUUCGAUGUGUCCGUUGAGAUAAUGUCCCAGCAGAGGAUCAUGAGGCAGUUCGGCUCUCGGCAGCUGGUCGAUCCUCCACCACCGAUAGCGCCUCUCCCUGCCUACGUCCACAAGUAAGUUCUGAGCAUCGCUAAGUUUAAGAUUGUUCA